This is a messenger RNA of Zonotrichia albicollis (white-throated sparrow), 3133 nucleotides long. RefSeq names its product FA complementation group B (gene FANCB). The record is from RefSeq and is a predicted model, not a curated record. Gene Ontology annotation, cellular component: Fanconi anaemia nuclear complex. Gene Ontology annotation, biological process: interstrand cross-link repair; negative regulation of double-strand break repair via homologous recombination; positive regulation of double-strand break repair via homologous recombination. Lineage: Eukaryota; Metazoa; Chordata; Aves; Passeriformes; Passerellidae.
AGUCGCCCCGCCGGCCGGGAACCGUGGCCCCGGUGGGAGCGGCACGGCUCUGCUGGGAACGGCACGGCCUCCAGGGACCCCGGUCAGAGUGGCUCCGCCGGCGCGGAGCCGCGGUCGCUGCCCCUGUCUGUACCCGUUCUCUGUGCGGGAGUGAGCGGUAUCGCGGCCUGAGCGGUCGCUGCGGGUCCUGCAGGUUGAGUGGAGCUCGGUGGAAAAUGUCCAGAAAGUUAAAAUUUUCACACAGAAAUAAGCCUGAUGGAAAUAGGGACACAUAAUUUUCUUGUAGAGGGAUAUACAUCAAGAUAAAUCAACAUGCUUCUGGGUGAGCAAGAUCAAUUCUUGUCCUACAAUGGUGAAAUCCUUGUAUUUCAGUUGUCAAAACCAAAGCAUGCAGAGGAAGCAGAUGAUAAAACAAUGAAUUUAAGUGUCAGAAGGAUGGUGUUCAACAGAGACACUAAGCUGUUUGUUCAGAAGUCUUCUGGAGCAUUCAGCGUGGAAGCCAGUCACUCAAAAAUUGAAAUGCUUUCUUGUAGCUGCACAACAGAUUCCAGAACAGGGAUUAUUCUUCCCUGCGUUUUGAUGAAGAAGAAAAAACGGAACAGUAUCAAAUACUUUUUAUUGUUGCUUCACAGUUCUAACCAAUUUGAGCCAUCCUUUUAUUUUAAAUUGGACUAUGAGCUGAAAGAAGACAUCAGGUUGUUUGCUGGCCCAUCACUGCUGUGGAGACAUGACCACAAGCUGUUCUACAUCUCUUCCAACACCUGUGUGGUUCAAAGUGCCCCGGUUCAUCUUUCUUGUGUGGUGUGGACAGGUGAAAUUGUGGGUGAAGGCACUGUUGUCUUAGGGAUAAGAACUGCUUGCCUGCCAGAGACUGAAGACCCAGAUGGGUUUUCUGUUUCAGACAGAGCCAUCUGGGGCAGUGAGUUCUUUGGGUAUGCCAUUCAAUCUCAGAAGUUUCUGAGUGGCACGUGCUUCAUGCCUCAUGCCUACAGCAGAGUGGUGUCUUCUGUCCAUGUCUGCAGGAGUGAGAGACUGAGGAAACAGCUCCGAAUAUCACUUGUUGCCAUAACCCACAAGAACCAGCUUGUUUGGUUCCAAAAUGGUGCCCCUAAAGGUGUUUGUGACCUUCCUUACGAACAGCCACGUUCAGUAACACCAGCUCUAACCAGCAGCAGAGAUUUGCUGUUUGCUGUGUCUUUUGCCUCUGGAAAUAGCUGUGCUGUACAGAGGAGAGACAGCUUACAGGUGGCUUCCAAAUGGCAAAAAGUGAAGUGUGUUCUGGUGGAUGAUUUUAUUGGCUCUGGAAGUGAGCAGCUGUUACUGCUUUUUAAGGAUGACUCCAAUACUGAUGUGUUAAGUACAUUCAAAAUAACAGAUCUUGGGGAGGUCGACUAUGCAAGUAGUAUCACUUAUAAACAUGAUGUUCCUGCUGCAGAAGGAUUGCAAGAGAAUGGUUUGCUUACUGUCCGAGCCCUUGAAACAAGAUUACAGGCUGGUUGGACUUCUGUUCGAGAGCUGCAGCAGCAUUUAGCACUCCAGAAGAGGGUUAUUCUUGAGUCUUGCAGAGCAUUAAUAGAUCUUGUUGAAGAAAGACCCCAUAUUCUACCAAACUCAAAAGAGGAAGGCCUUGUCUCUCUCUGGGAUGAUGAAGAAAAUCUUCCUGAUUCUCUUAGUAAAGAGACACCAUCAGCAUCUGAAGUCCCAGAGCACUUCACAGAGGAAUUGUGGCAGCGUGUUGUGGGAGACAGCCUGGUUGUUGGAGUAAAACUAACUGAAUCAUUUUAUUUGUCACUGAGUGAUGUCAGUUUAUCUCUAGUGAUGGAUCAAGACUUCUCUUCGAUUUCUCCAAUUAUCAAGUGUCAAAGUAAAAUCAUUAAGCUGAACAAAGCCUUCUCAGCAUUGGCAGUCUCCCCAGGUCAAAUUGAACCUCCUCCAAAAAAGAUGAAAUUGGACUUGCAUGGCAAGAAUGAUCUGAGAAAAGAAUUUCCUAAGAGAUCUUCAAGGAUUCAGCUGGAUGGAGCAAGGACAGUCGCUGCUGUCACCAGCCUUUCACCACUACUGGCAUUUCAUCGUGUGUGCUGUGUGGUUCUUCUGCAUGCCAGGAAGCAAAACCAUCAGAAUGAUGAUUUACAGCACAGCAAAAAGAUUACUGUACUCUGUGGGAAAAUUUUGUUAAGUCUGGAAGAUAUUUCAAAUGGCAGAUAUUCAAUAAAAAUGCUCAGGGAUAAUAGUUACUGUACAGGUUCCAUGGAAGAUAUACUUGCUGUCCUUGCAGUGUCUGUCAGAUUCUCCUUUCAGAUUGUGUCUUGUGACUGCACACUGACUCCAGUCAGUUCAUGGUUACUGGGAGAAAUGGAGUGCACACCAUUUAAGGAAUGCCAGGACAACAUAUUCUGUCAUAAAGCAGGAAAUGUCCAUGGUACAAUUUUUAAUUGGGCCCUGAAUAAUCCAUUUGAAGGAGUUCUAACAAUAUUUUGCAGAAAUCUGACUGUCUUGUUCCAGUGCCUUCACAGCCUCACUAGAGUUCUCCCUCCAAGCUGCAGUGUAAAACUCCUGAGAUCUGGAAGCAAAGCAGUACUUACUGAACAGUUAGCACUGGCUCUGGAAAAGGAAGUGCUUACCUUGAAGAAUUCUCUUUUCUUAAAAGAAACUAAAGCUGGAAACAGUUUGACAUGGGGGGAUGAGUCUGGCAAGAAAAACAAUAAUGCUCCUCUGGCUUCUUUACUGGACACUGAGGAAGGAGUCCAGCAAUUCAGAAAGAAACUUCAGAAGGAGAGGGAAGAGAGUGUGCAAAGUAUGAACCAAACACUGAAUGGUGCCCUGUACCAGAAAACUGCUUUGAAAAUAGCAGAAGCUCAGCUCAGUUCAGAUAUGAUUGUGUGGAGACUGGCCAAGUCCUAGAAACUAUUGACUAAAUUUAUUUUGACAAAAAAUUUAUUGAAGUUAUACCAUUAAAUAAUAUUUAUAUUUUCAUGGGUACUUAUACUGCUUUGUAUUCUAUAGCAUUUCUGUGUUGUUUCUACAGAUAAAUACUGGUAUUUUAAUUGAUGACUAUUGGAAGAAUGUAAUAUUAAGACUGACUCAUUGUUUUGUUAAAGAUUUUGAAAAUAUAUUUUUAAGAUAUUUUCUAAUA